AUGGCACCUCCCCGUGGUGGCCGUAACAAACGUAAACUCAACACCGCAUCUGAAUCCGGCACGUCUGUCGCAGAUUCAGAAGAAGCCGUCGACUCAUCGACGCCUUCAGCAUCACGUCCACGUCGUUCGCGUCUUCCGAGGCGAUAUUUCGACGACGACUACAGUCCGCCGCCGUCGAAGAAGCGAGCGACGAACCGAGAGACGCCGGUUUCAGAUGCACAAGAAGAGGAGGAUCUGAAAUUGGAGCUGACGAAGACGCCAGUCGUGCCGAGGGAGAGGUCUAGUAGAGGAGGCAGAAGAAAAAUCACAAAUCCGAAUAUGGGCCGCCCCAAAAAGAACCCCACCCCUCCACGUAGCAAAUCCCGGAAGACCCGUCAAGAAGAGGACGUCAUCUAUAUGGACGAGGACUCAGAAGACGAGGAAGAAGAAGAAUCAGAAGAGGAAUUCAUUCUAGGUGGAGAAGAAGACGAGCUAGAAGAGCUGGACCUGGAUCCCGUUUCUCAAGUUCUAACUGAUUCAGAAGACACGAUAUUCUGCCCGUGGAUCGAUAUGGAUCCAGAGACGAUUCCAAAGCUGGACCUUCCAGAGUCUUCUCAAGAUAUUCCACUUCCUAAACAUGCUACAAUGGACGCCAUUGAAGUCUAUGAGAUUCUGAGAUCCUAUCAUCGAACACUGAGAAUCACUCCAUUCACAUUUGAAGACUUUUGUGCGGCUUUGAUCUCUAAGAACAAUUCUUGCAUUAUGGCUGAAAUUCAUAUGGCUCUUCUGAAAAGUUGUCUGAAAUCGGAUGAUGAGGAGCAAACGCAUUAUUCGGUGACGGAGACCAAUAAUUCUGCGAAUAUUAUGAUACAUCAUAUGGAUACGAUGACGUAUGCUGAGAUUCUAAGGCAGUUUAUUGAAGCAUAUCCAUUUUCGGAUUCGUCGGUGAGGGAUGCGGUUAAUACAGAGAAUUAUCCGUAUGUGGGAUAUGAAUCCAAACUCGUCGUGCUCCUCUUCAUGAGCUAUCGCUUUCUCUACUCGUUGGAAUUCAAAAAAGUGGUGAACAACGUCGGAAAAUUUCAGAACGACGAAAACUGUCGAGUAUGCGGAAAAUCGUCGGGACGAGUGAUCGGUUGUACACAGUGCGAGGCGGCGUUCCACGUGGAAUGCAGUCAUCUGAAGCCGUUUCCAGACAUCCUAGUAUGUAAUAUAUGCAAGAGAAAUGAUGUGAGAGGAGUGCGGCCAGUGGACGAGUCGAUGGAAAAGGAGCCAUUGAGAUCUCAACCAAUUGGAAGGGAUCGAUAUGGACGAUUCUAUUGGUUCAUUGCAAGGAGGAUUAUUGUUCAAUCCCUGGACGAAACCGAAAUACACUACUACUCGACGCCUCCUCAACUGUACCAACUUCUCAAAAAACUGGAUCGUGACUACUAUGAACGAGAUUUGUGUGAUGCAUUUCAAGACAGAAUCGAAGAGCUUCUAGAACAAAUGACACUGACUGUCGAGAUGACAUCCGAGAGACGAGACACGGCGAUUGAUAAUAUGAUGAAGAAGAAUGCGUUUUCGUUUGACUAUGCCGAUGCAACGAUACCAACUAUCUAUUUGCAUAAGGAUAGCAUGAAACGAAUGGCAGCCAUUCUGCGUGAUUGCUCAGCAAAAGUGGAACCCAAAGAAGAGCCCCAAUCGGACGACGCUCCUGAAUCUCAAGACGACGUCACGAACAACGAUAUCCUUCCAGAAACAAUGCUCGGAAUUCACAAUGGAUGUCUAAUCAACACAUUCUGGAGUGGCGGAGCAUCACAGGAAGAGCUCGUUGAGCAAUUCUAUUCCCAAGGUGCCUCAGUGGCAGAUAUAGAUACAAUGAGUCUAUGGAGAAUGGGAGACGAAGGGAACGAUCAGACAUUCAUGACCUAUUAUAAUUACUAUAGUCGGAAUGAGAUGGCCGAGAGUUUUCUAGUCCGCAAGAAGCAAACUGACAAAAAGAAAUACAUGUCGUUGAAGUUUGCACAAAUUGACAAUUUCGAGUGGACCGUUGCGAAGGAUAGACAGUUUUAUGGAAAUUCGGUGCUUCAUACUAAAUUUGUGUGUUGGACGUUAUCCAAAAUAGCAAGGAGGAUCCCGGCGGAUUUGAUGCAUCGAAAAUGGCCGGAAAUCGCCAAAGCGUUCGAUAUGGAAGUGGGUAUUGCUGACAAUUAUCAGCAAUUAGCAAGAAGUCUUCUGAAGUUGGACGCGGCGGCUCGUAAGACGAUUUUUAUGCCGCAGUGGUGGAAUGGGUUGGGACAGACGAAGCUGGAGAGGAUUACGGUGGAUCAGAGGGAGCAGUUUUUGAAGGAACAGCAGAAAGUGAAGAAGAUGGAAGUGGACGCCCUUGCCAAAGAGCUUGACGACAGUUUCAUUCGUGUCAACUACUCGAAACCGAAAUGGCCGAACACCUAUAUUCUACGACAGAAAGGAGAAACGUAUCGAAAUGCCGGAAAAGGGGUUAUGGGUGGAUGGGAGUGGGUUGCAGCGAAAUAUGUGGCAAGAAGGGUUCCAGUACCCCAACAUCCACAGUGUCCAAUGCCAAAUGAGGGGUCGGAUGAGGAGAUUAAGGUAGGCGGAGCCUCCAUCAAAUCUCGAUCGAAUCGAAAAUCCCGCCGUCUGGAAGGUCUUAUCAAGUUUAUCACCCACGAGAGAGAUAACAAAAUCGCAGCAACAACAAGCUCCACCCCUCUCAUUCCCUCCCCAUCCAAAAAGUGUUAUUCACCAUCGUGUAGAGCUCAGCGAAAUCCCAAUUGCUAUUCGCCAUCGUGUCGAAAUGGUCUUCUGAUUGCUCAGACUCUACAAAAGAUCCACGUGGAACCGAAACUUCCAGAAGGAGUGCUGGGAGAGGAUCGACCGUGGCCGAUUCCCGAAAUCCAGACGUUCAAAUCGAAAAAAGGAGGAAAGAGUAUCUUUGUGCUGCAGAAAAAGAUUCUCCGUCGUCUCAUCGUCACUGCCGGAUGCCAGCAAGUCUACAUGCCCGGAUUUUCGGCUGGAACAAAGAGCAAUUUGCUGAUUUGGCCCUAUCCAGCGCCACGGCCAACGCUGGAUUUGUGUUGGAAAUGGCAAACGCUAAACGCUCGAAACCUGCACGCCGUCGCACUUCAACUCAAAAUCAUGUGGUCCUCCAUCAAAUGGAACGAAUUCGAACCGGACGACAAUCAUCCGGAUCGUCGUGUGGUCAUCGAUACGCCGACGCAUGACGAGCGUCGUCGAAUCGUGAAGCACAAGGAGAUGCCACCGUACGGACAAUAUGAACGGUAUCAGCUGGAAAUCGAGAUCAUUCCGCUUUAUGAUGAGCAAGAGGAUGAGGAUGAGUCGUGGACGACGAGGGCCAGGCAAACGGAUUCGGCGAGAACGGCAAGCACUAGGAAGAAGAGACCAUUGAGAAACCUCGACAACCGUGUGCCAACAUCAGUUCGUUACGAAUGGGUCGACGGAGUCACCCUAAAAGUGUACGAAAUCAAAGACUACUGGAAAUAUUGCCGUCUGGAAGAAGAACGAGCCGUUCGAAAAGCGGCCGACGCGGCGAGAAAAGCGCAAAAAGCGAAAGAAGACGCCGAACGACAACGAGUCAUGGCUUUGAAUAGGUCACCAGCUGUUCCCAGAAAUUCGUCGAUUACGACGGAUCGAGUGCAUACUCCAUAUCUGGGACAACCACCUCAACGAAGAAGCAAUAAUAGUAAUGUUGGACUGGAUUUGAAUGGACCACAGAAGGGAUAUUUGGAGAGGUACAACACCUCGCAAGUACCGCCACGCAACACUGGCCUCAUCAAACCAGUGACACCAUCGCCUCAUCGUGUUCAACCGAAUCCGAUUCGAAAGAUUCCAGUCUCAUCACUUCCACAAUUCGCUCAACAGGAACUUCAUAAACGGCAUCAGCUUCAGAGGACGGCCGCUGGUUCGGAUUACGGUACUGGAGGGUCUCCUGUGGUUAUGUCAAGUAAUGGAGGAUCGUAUCAAAGUGGUGGUUCGAAUAGUGCGCAGAGACAAAGUGGACAUAAUUACCCCGUCCAAACCAAUCAGCAGCAGCAUCAGCAACAACCCCAACAACACGUUCUAUCCCAAUAUCCACCGAUACAAAGAUCCAUUGCCUCCACAUCCAAUGGAUACCAUGGACAACACCAACAGCAGUAUCAGAAUGGAGGAGGAGGUCAGCCACAGCCGACAAGGAGGGUUAUUGUUACGGUAAGCUCUUUUUUGGAUUGCUCAGAUUUGAGCCAUAGGCUCACAAGCUUCCAGCCCCCAAAAUCCAAGAGAAGCAAUUUUCAGCAAUACCGUCAACCACAGACGCAAAACGCAAUCGCCGAGGAAGCUUACAGCCCUGACCAACCACCCGUGAUCCUUCGCUACGAUGCCCAAUCCACCUCCCAAGCUCCGCCCCCACAACCCCACGCCCGCCAAGUCUACACAACACAACAAGUGGUUCGAACGGCGCCAGCAGGAGCCAAACCAGGAACAAUUGUAUAUGUAAAAAAUGCGGAUGGAGGACUGACGCAACGGAGAUUAGUGAGAAGAGAAGACCAGGAUUCAGGACAGUAUCCACCGGGUACUGUACUUCAAGGACAAGGACCUCGCUUGGUACAUGUGCGGCCGACGAAUGGAGGCGCGCCGGCGACGCGACAGCUCUAUAUGGCGUCUGGCAAUGCUGGGCCGAGAUUUAGGCCAUCGCCAACGACGACUGGAACGGUUGGGAUGGGGAUGCCGAGAGCUGAGCAGCGACAACUUGUGAGAAAAGUCGUCCAUAGACAGCCGGAACAAAUGGAUCAAGUCUACAAUGAUCAUCCUUCGCCCCAACAACAGCCCCAUCCACAGCCACCAACGAAUCCUCGUUUUGUCAUUCAACACGCUCCUCCGAAAAUCUCAAAUCCACGUGGCGGAAUGACAAUGCAAAUGGGACAGCAGCAGCAUCAGCUACAGCAUAAUAAUAUGCCCCAACCCCAGGAAUUCCAGCAAGAUCCAAUGAUGAUUGGUCAGGAAGAGGUUCCAGAAGCUUCUAUGGAUUAUCAGGAUCCAAAUCAACACUAG
Caenorhabditis briggsae is the source of this 5025-nucleotide messenger RNA. RefSeq names its product Protein CBR-NURF-1 (gene Cbr-nurf-1). Gene Ontology annotation, molecular function: RNA polymerase II cis-regulatory region sequence-specific DNA binding. The record is from RefSeq and is a predicted model, not a curated record. The transcript is spliced from 16 exons. Gene Ontology annotation, cellular component: NURF complex. Bases 1 to 5025 code for a protein of 1674 amino acids. Gene Ontology annotation, biological process: regulation of transcription by RNA polymerase II. Lineage: Eukaryota; Metazoa; Nematoda; Chromadorea; Rhabditida; Rhabditidae.